AUGACUCGUCUCUAUAAUUUCAUCGCUUUUCUCAUACCUUCUGUUCUUGCUGGCUCUGUGCCCAAGACUUGCAAGGCCUACCCUGGGUCGUCUGACUGGCCUUCGCACAAGGCGUGGUCUCGUCUUAAUGAUACUUUAGACGGGAGACUCUUUGCGCCUGUUCCCCCUGGGGCUGUUUGUCACAAAGGCUGGCCGACUUAUGACAAAGAUACUUGCCCCAAGAUCGCCGAGGCAUGGAAGCAUUAUGAUCUUCACACGCAGGAUCCUGUCUCGCUUAUUUAUGAUCAGUAUUCGAACUGGACGUGUCUUCCGGAUGAGAGUUAUCCGUGUAGUGCAAGUGGAUAUCCUGCUUAUGUUGUUAAUGUUACCAAGGCGGAGGAUAUCAAGAUUGGAGUCGACUUUGCUCGGAAGAACAACGUCAGACUCAUUGUCAAAAACACUGGCCAUGACUACAUGGGCCGCUCCAUUGCCCCAGGUUCUCUCUCCCUCUGGACGCACCAUCUCAAGGACAUAACCUACCACAAAGGCGCCUUUAAACUUUACAACUCCAAGACCGUCAUUACCGGGGAUGCUGUUACUACCGGUGCGGGAACCCAGAUGUAUGACCUCUACACCAUGCUGGAUAAGUUUGGCCGUGUAGUCGUUGGCGGCGGCGGAAAGACUGUCGGUCUCGGAGGCUACGUCACCGGCGGUGGUCAUUCACUCCUAUCAACUAAACAUGGUCUUGCAGUUGAUCAGGUCCUCCAGAUGACAAUGGUCACGCCAUCUGGGAAGGUUCUGACUGUUAAUGAAGAUAGCCAUCCCGACCUCUUCUGGGCAAUGCGAGGAGGCGGCGGCUCAACCUUUGGCAUUCUCACAUCUAUAACCAUGAAAGUCUACAAAACCCCCAAAAUCACCGCAUCAGCCUUCACAAUCGGAACAUCCGCCGCCGCACCCUUCAAAUACGACCUCCUCGCCUACAUCCUCUCCCAAUUCCCCUCUUUAUCCGACGCCGGUCUUUCAGGCUAUACAAACCUCAGCCCCCAAACACCCAACCCCGCCGGCGGCACUGACCAAGUAGCGGGCAUUCAAGGUGUCUUUGCGGCACAGGACGUUGAUGACCCAGAUUACAUUCUCAAGCUGUUCAAGCCGAUUAAUGAUACUAUUCAGAAGCGGUGGCCGGGGGCUGUGCAGUUUAGUGCUACGAGGGAAGAGUAUGGCUCGUUCUUGGAGUGGUAUGAUGUUUAUUUUGAUCAGGGCGCUGCGGGGGUGACGCUGUAUCUUGCUUCGAGAUUGUUGGGGAGGGAGGCGGUGGGUGAUAAGAAGUUUAAGGGGGCGUUGGAGGAGAGUUUAGAUGCUGCCGGGGGGUUGACGGUUCAUUUGAUCGCUGGGAAGGGUGUUAGGGAUGCGAAGCCUAGAGGGGGGAGUACAGCUGUCAACCCGGGAUGGAGGGAAAGUUAUAUUCACGCGAUAUCUGGAGAGUCCUUUGAGCCUUUCAACAAGACUUCUGAAGCUGAGGCCGUCAAGAGGUUGAAUGCCUCCAUGGAGCCAUUCCGCAAACUGUCCCCAGAUACAGGUGCUUAUAUCAACGAGGCUCUUCCUUUCGAGCCAGACUGGCAGCAUGCCUUUUGGGGCAAGAAAUACGAGAAACUUUUAUCGAUCAAGGGGAGCAUUGAUCCUGGUGACGUUUUAUGGUGCUUCCCUUGUGUCGGAAGUGAGAAGUGGCAACAGAUCGAUAAUGGCCGUCUGUGCCGAGUCAAAUGAGUCUGCGAUAAGAACAUCGGCAAGGGCUGCAAACUGAGUGGAGUUGAGUUGAUGCCGAUGAACUAUGUAUAUGGC
This is a messenger RNA of Fusarium verticillioides 7600, 1818 nucleotides long. RefSeq lists its product as hypothetical. The record is from RefSeq and is a predicted model, not a curated record. NCBI's taxonomy places the organism in Eukaryota, Fungi, Ascomycota, Sordariomycetes, Hypocreales, Nectriaceae. The transcript is spliced from 5 exons. The coding region runs from base 1 to 1743 and encodes 580 amino acids. Gene Ontology annotation, molecular function: FAD binding; oxidoreductase activity.